Messenger RNA from Mycena citricolor, 2028 nucleotides. NCBI's taxonomy places the organism in Eukaryota, Fungi, Basidiomycota, Agaricomycetes, Agaricales, Mycenaceae. The record is from the annotation of a GenBank genome assembly.
AUGGUUGAGACCACCCUUUUCAACAGUCAAAAUAGGGGGUGCUACUGCAUUGGGAUGGGUGGUUGUGCCCAAAAAGGUGAAUGGUCUGAGACCACUGAGUGGUCUUGGACCCUCUUAAGGCUAAAAAAUGACCACUUUUGGUACCCUAUUAGGGUCUCAGACCAUGCUGACUGGACUGAGUGGAUAGCGAGCUCCCAAAUCUCCAAGAUCUACGAACAAAUGUCUAUCGCCGUCGACCGCCAAGCGACCCAAAUCUGGGUCCUCAACGUUGGAGAUCUCAAGCCCUCAGAACGAGAGACAGAGUUUUUCCUCGCAUAUGGCUGUGACGCCAGCCUCUGGAACCCGGACAACCUCGACGACUUCGUGCUCGCGGACGAGGUCGAGACGCUGUUCGAGAAUGACUUUAAUCUGGAGACGCGCUACCACGCGCUGCUAGGCAGCAAAUGGGAGCAUAUGAUGGAUGAGACGCCAGCCCAUGACGAACUCGAUGCCACUAAUCUCGCGAGUGCAGAAGAACAAACAGGCGACACCCGGGCCGAUGAGGUACCGUCCCUCUUCAUCGACCAAUUUGACCCGAUUUCCGAUCGUUACAUUGACAUUGGCGCGGGGGUACCCACACCCUUCAUGUUCACUGUUGAAGUGCAGAUCUUUGCGCGUGUAGAUUGGACGAAGCUGGACGAGGGCCUGAGUACGGCGGUUCUCAACUUCACCGCGUUCGGACCGGACAACAAGGUGCUGACCGUGAAUGCAUUCGGCUCACCACGGAAUCUAGUGCAGGCGUUUAUCGUCGCGAACAAGACGACGCCAAGUGCCGGUUUCAAAGGGUUCGUCGGAGCAGGGGGUGCCGUAUCGUUUGAGGCGCAGCGCGCAACGCGGAGCAACUCCGUCAGUGGUAUGGUCCGGCGCACGCUCCCCGGGCUCCGCAAGACGCUCUCGGGCGUGACGCCCUUCCCGCGACUCAGCAACGAGAACAACUUCACCGCUGGCGCGGGGCCGUUCCUGGAGUACGACUUCUACACGUUCAGCAGCAGCACGAACGUGACUGUAAUCACCUGCCUUCUGCCAUCGGAAAACGGUUUGGGAGCGGACCGCCCGCUGGGCUGCGCGGUGCAGCUUGACAACGCGCCAGUCCAGAGCAACUACUUCCCGUCGCUGGCUCCAGGGCUGGAGCCUCAGCAAUGGAAAGGAUUUGUUGUGGAGGAGAUCAUCCGGAUGAGAAAUGUAUUUGUCUGCAGCCUGGUUUGCAUAUGCUCAAGGUGAGUGUCUCUUUUUCAUGAUUGAGCUGGCGGUGGUGGUCCAGAUGAUUGCAGAGGAUACUGGAGGCCACAAGUCAAGUUAUCUGGGCCCACCAACAAGUUUAAGUGUGAAGGAACGGACAGGGGAAAUUGAAGAUAAGAUCACAUGUGCCUGAUCAUGUGACCAUGCACUGCCACCUCUCAAACAUAUAUAAGACUGGCCUCAUCAAAUCUUGCUGAUCCCCUUCUUGCUUUUGACCACUACAGUUGCUUCUACUGUCUUGCUCCUUUGCAGCUUCCUCUGGUCUAUUAAGUCAUCUGACUUAGUCAUUUGAUCCUAUCUAUUAUCAACUAUCAUGAAUAUGGAUCUAUGUUACAGUCUUGUGAGACAUCUCUGGUAAAUGCACUACCAGCUUUUUGAUAACUUGAUUGGCAGAAUGGGUUUCAAGAUCUGUUUCAAGCAAUGGAAUCAGAGUCCAUAGCACUCGAUUUACUGCUUCAAACCCAGGUCUAUGCAGUCAAGAACUAUGUGGAACCUGAGAUCUCUGUGGAUAGUGUCUUUAUGUGACAAUCAACAAGAAAUAAUGUCGAAAAGAGAAGUCAAUUUGAAGACUGGAGAAUACAACCAAGUAGCUACAGUAUUUAUACCCAAAUCUAGUCUGAGUCAUAUCUACAACUAAUGAGUCAUAAGGCUAUGUACUGCAUGGAGCACUGGUUAUGGGUUGUAGUAGAACCUUCCGGAGCAUAUGUUGUGCAGCCUCGAAUCAAUAAAGAUAAUCCCUGGAACCCCUAG